AUGGAGAAGGAGAAGAAGCUGUCCUUCUCCAUCCCUUCCAAGCUCAGGCCGCCCAAGCCGCCCCGCCCCGCCGCCGGCGCUGAUUCCUCCGCCGCCAGCGGCAACUCCGCUUCCGCGGCCGCUGCCCCCGCCCAGCAAUUCGUCACCGAGUUCGAUCCGUCGCAAACCCUAGCCGCCGGCGCCGCGUCCGCCGUCAUCGCGCCCCUCCCCAACUCCGGCCACUUCCUCAACCACCGCUCCCGCAAACCCUCCUCCCUCCCGACCCCCGAGGAGGAGGCCGCCCUUGCGGCCUCCACCGCCGGUGGCCCCACAUUCGUGCUCGACACCUCCGAGGCCCCCGACAACCCCUCCUCCCACAUAGGGUAUGGCCUCACCCGACGCGGCGCCGACGCCGACGCCGAGGCUGACGCCACGGAGCCGGGUAAGACGCAGUCUUCCAAGGAAUCAGAGAAGAAGCCGACCUCUCCAGCCAGAGAUGGCGGCUCCAGCGGUGACCUUAUGCUGCGACGGUACAAGGAGGACAUGGCCAGCCUCCCUGACCACCGUGGUAUAGAUGAGUUUGAGGAGGUGCCUGUGGAGGGCUUCGGUGCUGCCCUCCUUGCUGGUUACGGCUGGUCGGAAGGCAAAGGGCUCGGCCGCAAUAACAAGGAAGAUACCAAGGUUGUUGAGUAUAACCGCCGUGCCGGUACGCUGGGAUUAGGUUACGACCCUUCUGAGGCAGACCCUAAGAAGACUCGCUCCGGCGACUGGGUUAUUGGUGGAAAGAAGCCGACAGAGAAUGGUGGAAAGAAGUCCGCAGAGAAUGGAAAUGCAAAGAAGAGAGAUAUGGACAAGGAAGACAGAGUCCGGGAGAGGGAUUCAAGUUCCCGACAGAAGAGAUCUGGUGAUCUUAGGGCCGAGAGGGAGGUUCGAGAGAAAGAGAGAAAAUCUCGGGAUAGUCGAGAAGAAAAGAGUAGCCGCGAUGUUGGUAACAAAGUGCGCUGGUUACAGAGCAAUAUUAGGGUUAGAGUGGUUAAUGAGAGGUUCAGCAGAAGGUUGUACCUGCAGAAGGCAAAAAUUGUCGAUGUGGUUGGACCAACGACAUGUGACAUAAUGAUGGAUGACGGGUCAGAGCUUGUGCAGGGGGUGGAGCAGGAUAUGCUUGAAACAGUCCUGCCACGGACAAACGGCCAAGUGCUUGUGCUCUGUGGGAAGCACAAGGGGGUGUAUGGGCAUCUGGUAGAGAAGAAUUCAGAGGCAGAGACUGCAGUAGUGGAGGAUGCGGAUACAAAAGACAUGGUGCGUGUGAAAUAUGAUCAGAUUGCAGAGUACGUUGGGGACCCAGAAUUGCUUGGGCAUUGA
This is a messenger RNA of Triticum turgidum subsp. durum (durum wheat), 1341 nucleotides long. NCBI's taxonomy places the organism in Eukaryota, Viridiplantae, Streptophyta, Magnoliopsida, Poales, Poaceae. The record is from the annotation of a GenBank genome assembly.